AUGAACAACUUCAGGAGUAACCGAGAACUGUACCUGCAGUACACAGCCAUGGCCCCCACGCUCCUGGCCCACAUCUCCAAAUUGCUCACUGUUUGCCGGAAUGCAGGCAUUGCUGUCCCUAAGGGCAUCAAAAACAUCUUGGAGUUCACUUGGGAGGAGCUCAUCUCUGACCCCAUGGUACCUACCCCCUCUGACAUCCUGGGCCUGGAGAUCAGCAUUGGAACCCCACCCGUGCUGCCUGUGGAAUCAACCCCCGUGCAGGCCCCCGUCCAAAAGAGGCCGCCACCGCCACCAGUACCACCACCACUCAUGCUACCUGCACCCACUGGGCCAGCCAAGUUUUCUACCCACUCUCGUUCCCGUGGCCAUCGGGCGCACUCCAGCCAGGAGACCCUACACAAGUUCCAGCGGCAGUCCAUCCACCUGCUAACAGAGCUGCUCACCCUGAAGAUGAAAGCCAUGGUGGAGUCCAUAUCUGGUGCCAGCCCCCUGGACGUCACAAGGCGCUUCGUGGAAGCCAGCCAGCUUCUCCACCUCAAUGCCAAGGAGAUGGCUUUUGACUACCUGAUUGGCACAGUCGGGAGAAGUGGCUAUGGUGUUGGAUCAAUGGGGAAAGAGUCCUUCAUGACUCCCUCAGCCGUGGGAGUGAACUCACCUUACCAGCUUAUCUACGAGGCCUCAACUGGCUGUCUGAGCUUUUCCCUCUCAACUGGAAAGGAAGCCAAGAAGAAAGCAGGCAAAUCAAAAAUUUUAGAAGAGAUAACCACAUCAUCGCCUCAACGAGAAAUGAGAACCUCUGCUUCUGACAAUGUGGAGUUCAGCGACCCCUGCCCUGAGGCCCGAGAGAAGCUGCAGGAGAUGUGUCGCCAUAUAGAAGCCGAAAGGGCCUUGUGGAAAGGGAGGAAUAUCUUCUACCCCACGAUCUUACGCUACUACAAGGCAAAGAUACCCUCUCAUCCAAUGUCGGCUCCAAAAGGGGACACUCAAACCCUAAGCUCUCAUCACACUCACCCUCCGGGUGUUCAGACUUCCACUCCCACCCCUAACCAGCCUCCCCUCGGCCAGCACUCUCAAGAGUGGAAGAAACCCAAGAAGUCCCUCAAGUUGCAUUAUACCUUCUAUGAUGGGACUUCCUUCGUUCACUAUCCCUCUGGAAACAUUGCCAUGUGUCAGAUUCCCACGUGCUGCAGAGGGAGAACCAUCACCUGCCUCUUUAAUGACACACCCAGCUUCUCCUUCCUGGCCCUGUUCAAUGCUGAAGGCCAGGGCUGUGUUCACUACAACCUAAAAGCCUGCUGCCCAUUUGUCUUGAUCUUGAAUGAGGAAGGUGGGACCACCAAUGACUACCAGGGCUACGUAGUCCACAAGUGGAGCUGGACUUCCAAGACAGAGACUUUGCUCUCCCUGGAAUAUAAGGUGAAUGAGCAGAUGAAGCUGACGGUGCUGGGGCAGGACUCCAUCACGGUCACCUUCACGGCCAUGAAUGAGACGGUAACACUCACUGUGUCGGCCAACAACUGUCCCCACAGGGUAGGACACGAUAAACAGGUGACCCACAAGGCCAACAGCAUGAACAGAAAGAUGUCUAAGAUGAGCCGAACCCUGGCAGAGAUCAAGAGGCGGUUUCAGAAGACAUUGUCUCAGUUCAUGAAUUCUGUCUUGCUGGCAGCGGGCUUGCUCACCAUAGAAUAUCCAGUAAAGGAAGGGGCAGAAAUGACUAAAACCAGGAUGAAAGCCUGGUCCCAUCCUGAGCGGGCCACCAGGCUAACUCUCUACUCAGGAGAAGUCAUUUCAUCACAAUCUCAGUUAGCCGGACCUGAAUCCUCAACUGGAGAGUCUGUGAGGGAAGAGCAUGGGUUUGCUCCUGUGAGCCCCACUAGGAAGAAGACCAUCAAGAUCCAAGCCAAAGCCACGGUCACACCCAGAGGGAAGUCUCGGGAGACACGCAGCCCCAGCAGGUGGGCAGCCUCGCCCUCUGACUGCCCCCUGGUGCUGCGGAGGCUCCUCCGUAAGGAAGACAUCGGCACUGGCUGCAGAUGCGUAGUGAAGGCUCCCCUGGUGUCUGACGUGGAACUGGAGCGCUUCCUGUCGGCACCGCGGGACCCCAGCCAGGUGCUGGUGUUCGGGAUCCUGUCCGGCCUGAGCCCCACCAGCACGGAGCAGCUCCAGUGGCUGUUGAACACGCUCUACAGUCACCGGCAGCAGGGCCGAGCCUCCCCCUGCAUCCAGUGCCGGCAUGACCCCUACCGCCUACUGCGGUAUGACCUGGACAGCCCCCUGCAGAAGAACCCGCCCCUGCUGGUGAAGAAGUAUGCUGUGGUGCAAGGGAUGGUUCUGAUGUUCGCUGGGGGGAAGCUCCUUUUUGGGGGCAACAUUCUGAAUGGAUAUGGCUUCAGCAAGCAGAAUUUGCUGAAACAAAUCUUCCAGGCCCGACAUGACUGCAAGAUGGGCUACUUCCUGCCAGAGAACUACAAAUUUAGAGGAGCCAGCUGCAGAGACAGUCCUCAGUCUGGGCCUGGCAUCAGUGAAGCCGCUAUGGAGAAGCAAGGGCUUGAGUCAGCCUCCAUCCUGGGCCCGGAAGACCCUGACUCAGCCAACAGAACAAUGUCAGAAGAUGUCCAAGGAAGCUUCUCCUUAUUGCCCAUGGAGAUGAAGAUGGAGGAGCCUUCUUCUGAAGCUGAGAACAAAAUGAAACAGUCUGGCACGGCUCUCUAUCCUUUCAUCAAAGCCAGGCGGGCCAGUAAGAAGAUAACCGUCUGGAAGAAACUGGCCUCCAAGAAGUGAUGCAGCCCUGCUGCCACCCCGAGUCCCAGGCCUGCAUGCAGCUCCUCCCACACCCACCUGGCUACCCUGCCGCCUCCCCAGCCCCCACGGCCUUUCUCUGCGCCUUUGCAUAAUA
Rhinolophus ferrumequinum (greater horseshoe bat) is the source of this 2899-nucleotide messenger RNA. It is a transcript of the gene FAM194C, whose product is annotated as chromosome 17 C3orf20 homolog. NCBI's taxonomy places the organism in Eukaryota, Metazoa, Chordata, Mammalia, Chiroptera, Rhinolophidae. Bases 1 to 2784 code for a protein of 927 amino acids. The record is from RefSeq and is a predicted model, not a curated record. The transcript is spliced from 16 exons.